CCCAACAACCCCUGAAAUAAAUUCGACAACAUUUUGCGACGUUUAUUUAAUAAUUUUAAAAUGAAAACUGGAUAUUUAUUUUAAAGAGUGUUUAUUUAAAAAUAAUAUAAGUGUUUAAUUUAAUAAUAAUUGGUGUUGGUGCAAUAAACUAAAAUAAAAUGCCUCGGAAAAGAGUAAAUCGAUCGCCGCCGGCGGAAAAGCGGGAGGAUAUCGAUGAUGAUGACUUCUUCUUCGAUGACACGCAGUCUAGUUCAGGACGAAGCAGUCACGAACCUCAGCACAGAAACGCGGCCAAUGCAAGAGAACGGGCGAGGAUGAGGGUACUCUCUAAAGCGUUUUGCAGAUUGAAAACGACUCUACCCUGGGUGCCGGCGGAUACGAAGCUGUCAAAGCUGGACACUCUGCGACUGGCAGCGUCGUACAUAGCCCACCUCCGAGCGUUGCUGCACGAGCCGCGUUCUGCGCACACGCCGCCGCAUCCGCUUAGCCUUGCGUGGCCUUUCGCCUUCCAGCACGGAGGGUCACUAAGCUGCACCAUCUCCCAGAGAUGGAACGUCACGCCACAGCCUACAGAUAACCGGGGCCAAACGACCAGAGAGCCCAUGCAAGAUACCAACAACUGCGAACACUAUAGCCAAGAAUACGAGAACGACUAUGAAGAUCGAGGGUACGAUGAGAGGAACGAAUGUGCCCAGUAUUGCAACUACGGUUACAAAGACGGUUAUUACCAAAGAAACUAUUCGACGGAAAAUUUAAUGAAUAAUGUGUGAGAAAAUUUAAUGGAAUAUUUUUUCAUGUUACAUGAAACUACAUAAAUUAUAUCGUGUAACUGUAAUGCAAUAAAUAUAUUAUCAUAAUAAAAU
This is a messenger RNA of Pectinophora gossypiella (pink bollworm), 863 nucleotides long. RefSeq names its product basic helix-loop-helix transcription factor scleraxis (gene Hlh54f). The record is from RefSeq and is a predicted model, not a curated record. Gene Ontology annotation, biological process: developmental process; regulation of transcription by RNA polymerase II. The transcript has 4 exons. Gene Ontology annotation, molecular function: RNA polymerase II transcription regulatory region sequence-specific DNA binding; protein dimerization activity; DNA-binding transcription factor activity, RNA polymerase II-specific. Bases 159 to 770 code for a protein of 203 amino acids. NCBI's taxonomy places the organism in Eukaryota, Metazoa, Arthropoda, Insecta, Lepidoptera, Gelechiidae.